Messenger RNA from Saitoella complicata NRRL Y-17804, 978 nucleotides. RefSeq names its product kinase-like protein. Gene Ontology annotation, biological process: regulation of vacuole fusion, non-autophagic; protein phosphorylation; vacuolar protein processing. Gene Ontology annotation, molecular function: ATP binding; protein serine/threonine kinase activity. The annotation marks the transcript as partial. Lineage: Eukaryota; Fungi; Ascomycota; Saitoellomycetes; Saitoellales; Saitoellaceae. The transcript has a single exon. Gene Ontology annotation, cellular component: cytoplasm; Golgi apparatus. The record is from RefSeq and is a predicted model, not a curated record.
UGUUUCCCGGCAGCAGAAAUCAGGAUCAACAGUCGGCGGGUAAAGGAGCUCCGGCUGCUCGGUGAAGGAGGCUUCGCUUUCGUCUACCUGGUGGAGGAGGUCGGAGGAUCAGGAGCGCAGUAUGCGUUGAAGAAGAUCAGGUGCCCAUUCGGUACGGAGGAUGCGCUUCGAGAACGGGAUGCCUACAAGAUGUUCGACCAUCCGAAUAUCAUGAAGUGCGUGGAUUCAGCCACUGUGCAGGAGCGGGACGGCGGGAAGACUGUGCUGAUACUAUUGCCGUACUAUCGACGAGGAAAUCUGCAGGACGUGAUCAACUCCAAUGUCGUGAACCGAACAACGUCAUCGGAGCGCGACGUGUUGAAGCUCUUCCGCGGAGUUUGCAAAGCACUACAAGUCGUUCACGGCGGCCGACAAACACCAACAGUCGUUCGGCCACGAAUGGACGAUGAUGAAGACGACGAUGCUCAGGAGUCGACAGCGAUGAUGCGUGGAAGUAAUAACGCUGGGUCGGGCCGCGGAGCUGUGGCAUAUGCGCAUCGCGACAUCAAACCCGGGAACAUCAUGAUCGGUGAUGAUGGUGUUACACCUAUCCUUAUGGACUUUGGUUCGAUGCGACGCGCACGCCGGGAAGUACGAAGCCGUGCAGAAGCCAUUGAAGUGCAGGAUGAUGCCGAGGUCCAUUGCAGUAUGCACUUCCGGGCUCCAGAAAUCUUCGAUGUCCCUACUGGUACAACGUUGACGGAGGCUGUCGACAUCUGGAGUUUAGGUUGCACGCUGUACGCCACUCUAUACGGACGGAGUCCGUUUGAUACGGGUGAAGGUUCUCCAGCCCUGGCCGUCCUGAAUGGUCAAUACAAGAUACCGGAAGAUGGUAAUUAUUCGGAUGGAACAAACGACAUAAUCCGGAAAUGCUUGCAAGUGGAACCAAAUGACAGGCCCAAUGCAACACAAGUCCUUGAAAUGGUGGAUAAGGCUCUG